This is a messenger RNA of Penicillium argentinense, 4065 nucleotides long. RefSeq lists its product as uncharacterized. The record is from RefSeq and is a predicted model, not a curated record. The transcript is spliced from 2 exons. Gene Ontology annotation, cellular component: cytosol. Gene Ontology annotation, molecular function: 5-oxoprolinase (ATP-hydrolyzing) activity. Bases 1 to 4065 code for a protein of 1354 amino acids. Gene Ontology annotation, biological process: glutathione metabolic process. Lineage: Eukaryota; Fungi; Ascomycota; Eurotiomycetes; Eurotiales; Aspergillaceae.
AUGGGAGACGCUCAAUUUUACCAGGGAUACCAACUGGGUGUCGAUGUUGGUGGCACGUUCACUGAUGUCUACGUCUUCACGCCGCACGGGCAAACAGUGCGAGCCAAGGUCCCGACUACCAUCCCCGACCAAAGCGUAGGCAUCAAGAACGGCAUCGCAAAGGCCCGCCUGAUUCUGAAAGAGAAGUUCGGCUGGUCAGGCACUUUUCAGUUUAUCCAUCAUGGAACGACAACUGCGACGAAUGCCGUCCUCGAAGGCAAAGGCGCCCGCACUGCCCUAGUCGUCACGGCAGGACACAAGGAUAUCCUGGCAUUGCGCCGAUCUCAAAUCCCCGGCGGUUUAGGAGCCUGGUUACACUGGACCCCACCGGAGCCAAUUGUGCCACUAGAGCGUGUCGUGCAGUGCAAGGAGCGCAUGUCUGUCCAAGGCGAGCCCGUCACCGCCGUCGACGUCGAGGAUUUACGACAGGGACUGCAAGAAUUGGCUAAGCAAAAGCCAGAGGCAGUGGCCAUCUCGCUGCUGAACUCCCAUAGCAAUGAUAAGCACGAACGCGAGGUGAAAGAGAUCGUACGCAAAGAACUUGGACCCGAAGUUGCGGUCAUCUGCUCCGCAGAUGUCCUGCGCGAGGUUGGCGAGUAUGAACGGACUGUCACCACCUGCACCAACACACUGGUGAAACCAGUCGUCGAGACCUAUCUCCGAAACCUCUCCCAAACCCUCGCGGAAGAGAGUGAGACGAUUCGUGUUCUUAAGAGCGACGGUGGUUUGACCAGCUUGACGCUUGCCUCCGAGCUGCCGGUGAACAUUCUUAUGUCCGGUCCUGCUGGAGGUGUGAAGGGAGUGGCCGAUGUCGUGGCUCGCAGCACACCAUACAAAAACCUGAUCACCCUGGAUAUGGGUGGCACGUCGACGGAUUGUGCGCUAAUUUACAAUGGCCAGCCACAACUUCGAAGAGAGACGGUUGUCGAAAACCUCUCUGUUCGGUCUCCGGCCGUGGACAUCAAAACUGUUGGAGCUGGUGGAGGUUCAAUCACCACCUACAUGGAAUUGACCGAGACAUUGCGCGUUGGACCCGAGAGUGCCGGCGCUGUGCCUGGCCCUGCCUGUUAUGAGAAAGGCGGAAAGCAGGCAACGGUGACAGACGCGAAUCUUGUUUUGGGAUAUCUGCCCAAGACUCUCCUGGGUGGAGAUUUCGCACUGAAUAUGGAGGCUGCACUAUCGGCAGUGGGCGAGAUCGCGUCGCAAAUGAAGCUUUCCGUUACUCAGACGGCUGAAGAUAUCAUCUCAAUUAUCAAUGAAACCAUGUACGGUGCCUUGCGUCUGGUUUCGGUCGAACAAGGCUAUGAUCCUCGCGAUUUUGCACUGGUUGCCUUUGGAGGCGCUGGUCCGCUACACGCCAACGCUGUCGGUCAGCUCCUCGGGGCAUGGCCGGUCAUCGUCCCUCCUUCUCCUGGGAUCCUGUGUGCACAGGGUGAUGUGACGACGAAGCUUCGACAUGAGCAGUCGACAACAUUCAUUCGCCUGGUCUCUGAAACCACCACCGAUGAAGCUCAGAAACAGUAUAAGUGUCUAGAACAUCAAUGCCGGGAGACCCUGACAAAGUCAUCUGGAGUAAACUGGCCCGUGACAUGGAAGCCCUCCUACCAGGCAGAUCUACGUUACAAGGGACAGGCCUUGACCAUCACUGUAGACUUGCUUGCCGAGGAGCUGAUCUUGGAUACUCAGGGAUGGCAUAAGAUUCUGCGAGAAAAGUUUGACCAGCAGCACGAGCAGCUAUUCACCUACUGUCUUCCAGACUUUGAGCUUGAACUCAUGCGCCUCGGUGUUGUUCUUGAAGAAGCAUCGCCUAGCAUUGAUAUCCCCAAAGUCGGUAAAGCGAAGACGACAGAGCCCCCAGUAGAUGCGAAGAUCGGUGAACAGACGAUCAUCGUGCAAGGGAAGGAACAACUGGCUACCCUGUGGGACCGUCAGAAGAUCACAAAGGAGGGAGUGCGGGUCGAGGGCCCAUGCAUUAUCUCCGAGAUGGACAGCAACACACUUAUUCUACCCGGGUAUAUCGGCGAGAUUGACAGCAUCGGUAAUAUCUUGAUCAACCCUCUCGACAAAAAGGCAGCGGAUGUCACCCAGCACACUGCAGAGUCGGCAAAUCAACUUGUGAAGAGUACUCCACUGAUUCCUACCUUGAUCUCGUCCACUCUCGCUUCUAUCCGCGGCGAGAUGGACAAGAUGAUGCUCCGUUGCAGCAUGUCUCCUGCUAUCCGAGAACAGCAAGACGAGUUCAAUGUCAUCACCGAUGCCAAUGGAAAAAUGCUCGUCGGUCAGUUUGGCAGCUUCAUCACGGAGUUCCUCAAAGUCUGGCAUGGAACGAUCGAAGAAGGCGACAUCUUCAUCACAAACGACACCUAUCAAGUUCAGGGUGCCAUCAGUCAUCUAAACGAUAUCAUCGUCUUUCUGCCUAUUUUUCACGAACACCGUCUGAUUGGCUAUGCCUCGCAGUUCGGCCAUCUCACUGACGUGGGCGGUAUCGUUCCUGGUAGCAUGUCAAUUAACGCAACCUCUGUUUUCGACGAUGGUGUUCAGAUCCCUUGCAUUAAGCUGUUCAAUAAGGGCGUCAUGAACGAAGACAUCGUGGAACUUUUGUGUCGAAACUCCCGCCAGCCAGCAUGGUAUCGCUCCGAUCUUACUGCAAUUAUCGCGGCAUGCUCAAUGGCAGCAACACGAGUACGUGAGCUUGCCACUCGAUUCGGCCAAGAGGUCUACCUGGCUUCGUGCAACGAGCUGCUAUACAGAAACCGCUCUGGACUGGCCAAGAUUGUUGAGCGACAGUUCGACGAUGAGGAAAGCACAUUCACUGAUUACGUGGAUGACGACGGCCAUGGCGUCGGACCGUGGAGGCUCAGUUGCUCCAUGGAGAAGAUCGACGGCAACAGAUUGAAGUUCGAUUGGAAGGGCACUUCUCCACAGAGCCAGCACAGUAUCAACUUCUACCUUUCGGAAACCAUGUUCAAAAUGUUUAUCGGGUACUACCUGAUCGCAGCCGCAGCACCUGGAACCGUCAUUAACGACGGCUUCCACGACUUGAUCGAUGUCCACAUCCCUGAGGGUACCGUGCUGAAGCCCGUUCGCCCAGCGCCCAUCUCCUGCCGAACCCAUCUCAUGGGUCGAACAUUGGACAUCGUCCAAGCUCUCAUCGGUCAGAAAGACGACGCCUAUCAAGCCGCUGCUGGGUUCAGCGACUCGCCUCAUUUCUUCUACUCCGGGUUCAAGCCGAACGGUGAAUGGUACCAGCUGUACCAGAUUGGCUUUGGAGGAGUACCCGCUCGCCAGGCCGGUGACGGCCCAGACUGCCACUGCCUGUUCCCAGCCAUCAAGUCGAUUCCCACAGAGAGUAUUGAGUUGAAUUAUCCGCUACGCAUAGAGGCCAACGAGAGUGUUGCCGAUAGCGGUGGACCUGGAUUUUUCCGAGGCGGCAAUGCACAGCGGACCCUCUAUCGCUUCCUUGCCCGAGGCGAAUUCAGUCUGCACGACGACCGCUGGUUCACGAAGCCGUGGGGAUUGAAGGGGUCUGCGGAGAACCCGCCGACUGUGAUCCUCCCGUCGAAAUGUGAUCAUAUCCGUGUUGAUCCAGGUGAUCUCCUUGAGUGGAUAACCUGGGGUGGUGGUGGACUGGGAGACCCCUUGACGCGUCCGGCUGAGAAGGUUGCUUUGGAGGUUCAUCGCAAGCUUGUCACAAUUGAAGGAGCUCGGAAGGGAUACGGUGUUGUCGUGAAGGAUGACUUCACGGUGGACGAAGAGGGAACAAAGACUCUACGUGCUCAGAUGACGAAAGAACGUGCUGAGUUGGGUGAUGUUCCCCUCUACGAUCGUGGUGGUGGCCUUGAGGAGCUCCGUAAAACGUGCCUAGAGGAAACUGGUUUGGAGCCUCCUAUUCCCCAGUGGGAUACUGAACUAUAUGGUCCCCAUUCUGGAUUGAAAUAUGUGCAAAACUGGUAUGAGAUGAUGAGAUUGUUGAGCAAGACUGCAAGAGAGCAAGCUCAACAAAAUCGGGAUCAAGGAUCUAUUUAG